AUCAGGUGACGCCCUGCACGGGCAGCCCGUUGUCAGGGGGAAGAGGAAACCAAGACAGGCCGAGGGAGAGCUUUACGAUUUCUGCCCUCCCAGCCAUGGAUAGCAAGCAGAAGCAAGCAGAGAAGGCCAGGCCCUAUGGCCUGCUGAAGCCAACAGCUUUAGGCAAGAUCCCAGGCAGAUUUCUACUUCAUCAAGAAGCGUUGCCCCAUCUCCCCGUGCCACCACUUCAGCAGACGCUCGACCGCUACCUGCUGACCCUGCAGCCCAUCAUCAGUGAGGAGGAGCUGAACCACACGCAGGAGCUGGUGGCUGAGUUCCGCAAGCCAGGAGGUGUUGGGGAGAGACUGCAGAAAGGCCUGGAGAGGAGAGCAAGGAAAACAGAGAACUGGCUCUCGGACUGGUGGUUGAAGACAGCUUACCUGGAGUAUCGCCUGCCAGUUGUGGUUCACUCCAGCCCUGGUGUGGUUUUACCUAAGCAGGAUUUUCAGGAUCGACAAGGGCAGCUCAGGUUUGCUGCAAAGCUGAUUGAGGGCAUCCUGGAUUUCAAGACCAUGAUUGACAAUGAGACCCUCCCAGUGGAGUACAUGGGUGGGAAGCCCCUCUGCAUGAACCAGUACUACCAGAUCCUUUCAUCUUGCCGCAUUCCUGGGCCCAAGCGGGACUCCAUUGUCAACUAUGCCAAGGGCAAGAAGCAAUCCAGACACAUCACAGUGGUUCACAACUUCCAGUUCUUUGAGCUGGAUGUGUACAACAGUGACGGCAGCCCCCUUACCACCGACCAGCUCUUUAUUCAGCUGGAGAAGAUCUGGAACACCUCCCUCCAAACAAACAAAGAACCUAUUGGAAUCCUCACCACCAACCACCGAAACAGCUGGGCAAAAGCUUACAACAACCUUCUGAAAGAUAAGACCAACAAGGAAUCUGUACGUACAAUUGAGAAGAGCAUUUGCACUGUCUGCCUUGAUGCACCAAUGCCACGGGUGUCUGAGGACAUCUACAAGAGUCGUGUGGCCGCUCAGAUGCUGCACGGUGGAGGCAGUCGCUGGAACAGUGGGAACCGAUGGUUUGACAAAACCCUUCAAUUCAUCAUUGCUGAAGAUGGUUCCUGUGGUCUGGUAUAUGAGCACGCUCCCUCAGAAGGUCCUCCCAUCGUUGCUCUUCUGGAUCACAUUGUGGAAUACACGAAGAAACCCGAGCUGGUAAGAUCACCAAUGAUUCCUUUGCCAAUGCCCAAGAAGCUGCGGUUUAACAUAACUCCAGAAAUCAAGAAUGACAUAGAGAAGGCAAAACAGAAUCUUAACAUCAUGGUUGAAGACCUGGAUAUCAAAGUGAUGGUCUUUCAUCAAUUUGGGAAAACCUUCCCCAAGUCAGAGAAGAUAAGUCCUGAUGCUUUCAUCCAGCUGGCCUUGCAGCUAGCGUAUUACAGGAUGUACGGCCAUGCCUGUCCCACGUAUGAGAGUGCCUCACUAAGGAUGUUCCGUUUGGGCCGCACAGACACCAUCCGCUCUGCUUCUAUUGAGUCUCUAAAGUUUGUACAAUCCAUGGACAGCCCUGACAAAUCGGACCAGGUGAAAACAGAUUUGCUGAGGAGAGCUACCCAGGCCCACAGGGAAUACACAGAUAUGGCAAUAAGGGGGAAUGCAAUAGACCGCCACCUCUUGGGCCUGAAGCUUCAAGCUAUUGAGGAUUUAGUGAGCAUGCCUGAACUGUUCAUGGACACAGCAUAUGCUGUUGCAAUGCACUUCAAUCUCUCAACCAGCCAGGUCCCAGCAAAGACAGACUGUGUGAUGUGUUUUGGUCCCGUGGUUCCAGAUGGCUAUGGAAUCUGCUACAACCCUAUGGAUGAACAUAUCAACUUUGCCAUUUCAGCAUUCAACAGCUGUGCUGACACAAAUGCAGCUCGCAUGGCACAUUAUCUUGAAAAAGCACUACUAGACAUGAGGAGCUUGCUCCAAUCUACUCCCAAAUCCAAACUGUAAGAGGCAAAUAUGAUGUAAAAAUGCCCCACGAGAGAGGCUGUCUUUCAUGCACUGAAGUUCCCAGUUCCUCAGAAAAUGACUGAGGGGACAGCCUGUCCUGACUGGAAUCUAGGAGGGCAUCAUUUGUUUUCAGCAAGACAGAAUCUAAUAUCUACAGAUAUUAGACUGUGGGGCAAGAGGAAAUGCUGUCUAAAGCCAAAGCAGAACUGAGUGGUCCUCUCCCAUCACUGCUAAGUGCACCUUCCUGUCCUCAAAGAGGAUUAAAAUCUUUUUAUGGAACUUACUGUAACAGAAUAUAGAGAAAGCACAGUCCUCACCAGUAUCUACAUCCAUUUGGUGAAGAAAGUAGUUCUCCAGGAAAAGCAGGGAAUGUUUAUUAUAUGAUGGGACUGCUGCAAGACUAAGGCUUUUUCUGGUCUAGGCUUAUGAAGAGAACAGCAUCUUUGCAACUCACCUGAAGAGCUCUUUUACUCCAGCAAAACAUCAUCAUUGAACAAAGGGGAGAAAGAAGUCAGAGCAGAUCCAGUCUUGUUAAGAGUGCACUGUACUACCUGUCCCAGGCACCUUAGCAUUACAUACUUUGCAGCCCUGGAAACGUUCCCUUUAUGUUCUAUCUUUAAGAUGCUGAGAUCUUUCCAUUGCACUGACCCAAUGACACUACAAGCUAAGGCAGCUUUGUUUGCUUUGUUCUGGGCUUUUUGUUUAAGCUAGCUGUUUGUGGGCCCAGCCCUUCAUCUUCAGACUGUGUAAAGCUCCCCCUUCAAAGCUUCUACAAAACUUGUCUUGCACAGGUUUUAUGAACUUCAGCUUUAGGUACUUUACCCUUUAUUGAGAUGAGAAGGAAUUGCUGUGCGUUUAGCAGAACAGUUGCUCCACUGUACCUUUACUUUGCAACUGAGGAAAAGAAACAGAUGCUGACCUUCUGUUUACUAGUCAAAGGGCCACAUGCUUAUUCUCCUUCAGGGCACACAUGUUAAAUCUAACAUGGUUGUAUAACCAUUCAGAAACCACAUAUUUAUGCAGAAUGUGUUUGGCCUAAGUUGUGGCUAAAGAGGAAUAUUAUUUCUGACCUGGAAUUCCAGAAUGCACUUCUGGUUUUGGCUCACAGAAUUCAAAUCUGUUAGUGCCAAAGGAAAAACAACUGCAGAAUAUCCCUUCUUUCACAUUAUUCUGCUUUUAAAAAAAACACAGAAACACUUGAAAAGCAGGAAGAAAGCUAAGAAUGCACAGGUACCUUGAGCUGUUUUGUCUGCUAUAGCAGCCAUUGUUCCUGCAGUAACAAUACUUUUUUUCUGAUACUCUUGAAUUUUCUUCUUAUGCAGUGUUAUUCAGAUCUGUGCCAUCUCUGUAUGUGAAAGAAUGAUCUUGUAGUAGUGUUUUCAUGUUCAAUUCAGAUAGUAAAAGAUUAUACAAAAAACAGCAACGUACAAUUUUUGCACAGGAACAUUUUCUAAGCACUACUUCCAAUCAAUCUGCCAGAAUCGAAGCUCCCUUAAUUUUUAUUUAGUAAAACUGAAUGGUAAUGAAGAAUUCUACUGCUUCUACUGCUACUUCAGCAACAGGAAUUUAAUAUUUAAACUGCACACACUUCAAGAUAAGACGGUUGGGACUUCACAGUAAAAAGAUGCAUUGUAAAUCUGAUGGCCUGUACUGUUAGAGGAAAACAUUUGAUCCUAAUUGCUACUUUUAUGAUCACAGAUAUGAUCGAAGUGCCUUGGUAAACAGACGUGAAGAAUUUUGCACUACAUCAGUUUAGAGAAAAAAUAUUGUUCUCAUCUGCUUUGAGAAAGGACACAAGCCAAAACUGUUGCAGUUUUUUUCUAAAAGGAUAUUGUUUUAAAGCUUCAUACACCUAAAUAAACCUUACAAUGGAAAAUUUAACUGAAACUCACCUGCACAGCCAGUGAUUGUAUGAACUGCCACUUUCACAUCAUUUACAUGGAUUUAGUUGAUCUUUUAGAAGAAUCCUGAAUG
This is a messenger RNA of Meleagris gallopavo (turkey), 3953 nucleotides long. The record is from RefSeq and is a predicted model, not a curated record. Lineage: Eukaryota; Metazoa; Chordata; Aves; Galliformes; Phasianidae.